Halteromyces radiatus is the source of this 2490-nucleotide messenger RNA. Its product is annotated as Sodium/hydrogen exchanger family-domain-containing protein. The annotation marks the transcript as partial. NCBI's taxonomy places the organism in Eukaryota, Fungi, Mucoromycota, Mucoromycetes, Mucorales, Cunninghamellaceae. The transcript has 8 exons. The record is from RefSeq and is a predicted model, not a curated record. Gene Ontology annotation, cellular component: membrane. Gene Ontology annotation, biological process: proton transmembrane transport. Gene Ontology annotation, molecular function: antiporter activity.
CAUAUAUAUAUAUAAUAACAAAUGGUCAAAGCAGCUACACCUCAAGCAGGUGUUUUCUCUGGUAUGAAUCCAUCUGCAUUCAAUGCUGCAGAUCCUAUUGUACUUUUUAUCAUUCAGUUAUAUCUGAAGUAAUUGCUGGUAUCAUUCUUGGUCCAUCAGUAUUAGGUCGUAUACCGGGUUAUAUGGAUCACAUCUUUCCAACACAAUCUCUUCCUUUUAUAAAUCUAAUUGCCACUAUUGGAUUGGUUUUUUUUCUCUUUCAAGUUGGUUUGGAAGUCGAUGUACGCUUAAUUCGUCGUGAUUGGAAACGUUCAUUGGCUGUGGCAGUAGCAGGAAUGGCUUUACCUUUUGCUUUAGGUGUGGCCGUGUCCUUAGGUCUUUAUAGACUUCAAAAUGAUUCAUCUGUUCCUUUCGGUAGUUUUCUACUCUUUCUUGGUGUAGCUGUUGCUAUUACUGCUUUCCCGGUAUUGGCAAGAAUUCUUGCUGAACUCAAAUUAUUGGGUACAAAAGUUGGUGCUAUUACAAUGGCAGCUGGACUUUUAAAUGAUUGUACUGCAUGGGUAUUACUUGCUUUAGUGGUAGCAUUACUUAAUUCAACUGGUGGUCUAGAAGCUCUCUAUGUAUUUUUAACAACGGUGGCAUUUGCCUUAUUCUUGAUCUUUUUGGUUGGUCCACUCUAUUACAAAUUAUGCGUAUUUACCAAUUCUUUUGAAAAUGGACCUACUCAUUUAUUGAUGACUGUCACAUUGAUGAUUGUUUUUGUUUCUGCAUUUGUUACUGAUAUCAUUGGUGUUCAUCCUAUCUUUGGUGGUUUUCUUGCUGGUGUGAUUAUUCCUCAUGAAAGUAAUUUACCUAUUCGAAUUACUGAAAAAAUUGAAGAUAUUAUCAAUAUCCUUUUUCUACCAUUGUAUUUCACUCUUUCUGGAUUAAAGACUCAAAUUGGUUUACUCAACUCUGGGACAGUAUGGGGUUAUGUUAUUCUUGUCAUUUUUAUCUCUUGCUUUGGAAAAAUCACUGGUUGUACUUUGGCAGCAAGGUUAUCUGGAAUGACAACUCGUGAAUCCUUUACUGUAGGCUUCCUUAUGAAUUGUAAAGGCUUGGUAGAAUUGAUUGUCUUGAAUAUUGGACAUGAUGCUGGUGUUUUGAAUGAUCAAGUUUUCGUCAUCAUGGUUGUAAUGGCACUUGUAACAACUAUCAUGACAACUCCUUUUGUCAUCAAACUCUAUCCUGAAUGGUAUCAAAAACAACAAGCUGCUCUGGCUUCUGAUGGUGAAUUUUCUACUACUGGUUCUGAUAUUGGCAAAGUGGAUGUCGCAACUACUUCCUAUACCCCUCCUACGUUAUCUGGAAAAAUGGAUGAUGACCGAUUUACUAUGGUGACUGUAUUGAAUCGAAUGGAAACUGUUCCAGCAGUAAUGGCUUUGAUACGACUAUUGAAACGCGAUGAUGAUAUUGUGAAAUCAUCUCCUCAUAUUCACGCUUUGCGCUUAUUGGAAUUAACUCAACGACCUUCGGAUGUGAUGAAGAUUCAAGAAAUGCGGGAAACUCUUCGAAUAGAUCCUGUACUCAGUGUGAUUCGUACUUUUGCAAGUUUGAUUGGUAUUAGGUUAACUACUUCUUUGGAUUUUGCUGCUCCCACUGAUUUUGUUAAACGUAUCAGUGAUCGUUCAGUUUUGGUGGAUGCAAACAUGGUUCUACUUCCUUGGAAAAGCAAGAAUGCAACUCCUAACGAAUCAACACUAUCAGAAGAAGUCAAUCCUUUUGAUCGACCAGCAACAUCUUCAAGUGGGUUAUAUCAGUUAUCAGAUGCCGAAUUUGCAACACAUGCUUUUACCAUUGAUCACUGUGCAGUUGGACUCUUUUUGGAUAGAGGUUUUGGAAAUAUACGUGAUGAUGACAAUGUCAGACUUCAACAUGCAACUACUUUUCAAAUCGUGGUACCUUUUGUUGGUGGAAAAGAUGAUCGUGCAGCCGUGUUAUUUGCAUUACGACUUCAAAUGUAUCGACAUGCUGAUGUUUUGAUCUUGCGACAAAAUUCAUCAACAAACAACAGCAACCAUCAUCAGGACAAUGAUGAAAAGGAUAUAGGCGAUGGAAAUAUUCGAAGCACAUAUGCCACAACAAAUUCAAUUAGGACAUGUUUGAUGAUGACUAGUGAUGAUGACAAACAACUAUUGGAUACACUCUUCCCUCUUACCAGUGAAAAUGUUCUCAGCACAACCACUUCCAAUGUAACAUGCAGAUUUACUGACGACAUAUCUGCUUGGUCACUUUUACGUACGGGUAAUCCUCUUGGAAAACACGAUCUUAUUGUUCUUGGUAGAAAACCGGAUAGUGCUCCUCACUCUUUACCCACAUCUCCAAUGGAUACCCCUGGUACAGUUUAUAGCAAGGAAUUCAAGAUCGCUUUAGGUUCUUUGGCUUUUGAUCUUGUGUCUUCUGGUUCAAAAGCAAGUCUUGUGGUCAUUCAAGCUCCAUCCAAUCCUCCUU